UGGAAAGUUUAUUUCAUUAUCCACUGACCACUAGUCCAUUUGUGUUUCUAUUGUUUAUUUGUUCGUGCCAUUUCUCUACAUGAAGCAGCCGUGAAAAAAUCUUUAUUGACCAAAAAAAAAAAAAAAUUCAUGUUCUUUUUUCUGUUUGGGUUUUUCAAGUUCUUGGCUUUCCUUUAAACUAUGAUAGUGGUCACUGAUUUUGCUUACAGAUUCAUGUAGUAUACUACUUCAUUGCUAAGAAACUAUACUCAGGAGACGAUUGAUCAAUGACAAUGCGAAUGCUAGUUCAUCAUCAUAUAUUGGUAUUCACUUUGGUGUUGUCAUUUACAGCAGAAGCAUCAGAUCAGUUAGCACCCAUGCCGAUAGGAAAACCUGGGUGCAGAACAAAUUGCAGCGGUGUUUCGAUUCAAUACCCUUUCGGAAUUGGCCAAUCCGGCGAUGAAGAUUGCUUUUACGACUUGUGGUUCCAAAUCGACUGCAACCAGUCCACCGGGUGGAAGCCCGUCCUGAGGCACACCCAAAUGGAGAUAGGGAACAUUACCAUUGCUGAAAAUGCAGACAGGGUUCAGGUAUACAGCCCCGUUACUUCCUUGUGCCCUAAUAAGGAAGCAAAGCAACCAAGAGAUUUCACGGGCAGCCCUUUCGUCUACUCUCAGAAGUUCAAUAGAUUUACUGCAGUGAGUUGCAGCUUCCUUGCCGUGAUUAGCUCCGAUGAGUUAAUCGUCGGUGGGUGCAGGUCAAGAUGUCAAGAGAACGGGUACAGCGUUGACACGCCCUGUGACACUGGUGAUAACUGCUGCCAAACUACUAUUCCUUCAUCUCUCACAGUUAUCAAUGCUAGCAUAAAGAGGGAUCCAAACGGAAGCGCACCUGGUGGUGCUGGUUGCAAAGACCGGGCGUUUCUGGUUGACCAAGAUUGGUUUACUGCUACAAGUUACUAUGCCAUUGAGAACAUGAGCAGCGUUCCUGUGGUGCUGGAAUGGACUUUAAACAACGAUCAAGCUACUUCUUCAUUUCAACCAUUUCAAUCUUUCCUAGAAGAUACCGAGUGGUAUUUCACGGAUCCAACACCCUUUUGCUCGAUUGACCAAAGCAAUCAAACAAGAACAACAUUCAAUUGUUACUGCAGUUCUGGCUUCGAAGGAAAUCCAUACCUUCUCGCGCCUUGUCGUGACAUUGAUGAAUGCGCAAUUCGGCCCAGUGUGUGCUCACCGGGUAGCAAGUGUGUGAACCAUCCCGCAAUGUAUUAUUGUGGGGCCGAUAGCCAUGUUGUGAAAUGGGUCCUCUCAGGUGUCGGCGGGUGCGUUGGGAUGUUAUUAUUACUUACUGGUGCAUGGUUGGUAUACAAAUACCUUCAGAAAAGGAAAAACAAAAUACGCAAGGAGUUGUUUUUCAAGAGAAAUGGUGGUUUACUAUUACAACAACAAUUAUCGUCGGGUGAAGUUAACGUUGAGAAGAUUAAGUUGUUUACAUCUGAGGAGUUGGAGAAGUCUACUGACAAAUUCAAUAUUGAUAGAAUCCUUGGCCAGGGAGGCCAAGGUACUGUUUACAAAGGCAUGCUAACAGAUGGAAGGAUCGUGGCUAUUAAGAAGUCUAAAAUGGUGAGCGAAGGCCAACUUUCGGAUUUCAUCAAUGAGGUUGUCAUCCUUUCCCAAAUCAACCACAGAAAUAUCGUUCAGCUAUUGGGUUGUUGUUUAGAGAAUGAAGUUCCGCUUCUAGUAUAUGAGUUCAUACCAAACGGAACUCUUUCCAAGUAUAUCCAAGGUCAGAUUGAGGAAUUUCCACUUACAUGGAAAAUACGGUUACGAAUUGCAACUGAAAUUGCAGGAGCACUUUUCUACCUACACUCCGCAGCUUCAUGUCCCAUUUUUCACAGAGACAUCAAGUCCACAAACAUACUUCUAGAUGAAAAAUACAGAGCAAAACUAGCUGACUUUGGAACUUCAAGAUCCGUUGGCAUUGACCAAACCCACCUGACCACAUGUGUACUUGGUACGUUUGGUUAUAUGGACCCAGAAUACUUUCAUUCAAGUCAAUUUACAGAGAAAAGUGAUGUUUAUAGCUUUGGAGUUGUCCUUGUUGAGCUUUUGACUGGACAAAAACCAGUUUCUGCUGUAACAAAAUCACAAGAAGAAUUCAGAAAUCUUGCCUCACAUUUUAUUACUUCAAUGCAAGAAGAUAGUCUGUGCGAAAUUCUCGAUGCUCGAGUUCUGAAAGAGGGUUCUGAAACAGAUAUUAAGGUUGUUGCCAACCUUGCAAAAAGAUGUUUGAAUGUUAAUGGAAGAAAUCGCCCUACAAUGAGAGAGGUGACAGCAGAGUUGGAGUCCAUCCAUAUCCAUAUGUUUGCAGAAAAAGCGUCAAAUGCUGAUCAACGAAGUAAAUCGAUUGAUAGUUGGGAUGGAAGUUCAGUAGGAUCUAGGAUAGCUUCUGAUAGGUAUGCCGGUGAUGAGAUCGACUUCAUCACUACUUGAACCUCCACAACUAUCUUCAAGACAUGGUGAACAAAUAAUAUCUUUAAAUUUGAUGUUCAUUAGGCACUCAUAUUUGUCACAUUGGCAAUUUGACGUUCAUUGGCGCCUGUAAGAAUAUGCUGAAUGCUACUACCCGAACAGCAAGUUCCCAGUUGAUUUUUAUUGUAAGGAAUUGUCAAUGGUGGCUGCACAGCAUAACUUCUCCUUUGCUCCCAUGAAAUACUUUGUAUUGAUUAUGUAGGUACUGAGAUUGCCCAAAACUGUCUCAAAA
This is a messenger RNA of Rosa chinensis, 2742 nucleotides long. RefSeq names its product wall-associated receptor kinase-like 1. Bases 267 to 2471 code for a protein of 734 amino acids. Gene Ontology annotation, molecular function: ATP binding; protein serine/threonine kinase activity; calcium ion binding. Lineage: Eukaryota; Viridiplantae; Streptophyta; Magnoliopsida; Rosales; Rosaceae. Gene Ontology annotation, cellular component: plasma membrane. Gene Ontology annotation, biological process: cell surface receptor signaling pathway; protein phosphorylation. The record is from RefSeq and is a predicted model, not a curated record. The transcript has 3 exons.